Camellia sinensis is the source of this 561-nucleotide messenger RNA. Lineage: Eukaryota; Viridiplantae; Streptophyta; Magnoliopsida; Ericales; Theaceae. The record is from RefSeq and is a predicted model, not a curated record.
AUGGAGUUAGCAGAGCCGGUCAGCAAGAUUUUGUCGAAAGUUCAACACUUUCCAUUCUUUAAAUGGCCCCCCAAAAUGAUGGGACCUCCCAAUACAAGGAAGAGGGACAAGCAGUGUCAGUACCACAAGGACCAUGGUCAUGACACCGACAGUUGUUAUGCGUUGAAGGACCACCUGGAGGAACUGGUACAAGACAGCCGACUGGCGCAACACGUCCGAAAGAAUAAUCCAUCGAACACGGUAGCCCUACGGUCAGAUUCACCUCCACUUGGUAUGAUUCACAUGAUAUACAGCCUGUCGUCGUCAACUGAUAUACAGACAAUUCAGUUGCAACCUAGCCUGCAUAGGCCGAUCACACCAGCAAAACGGCCCCAUGAGACUGGGAGGAUUAGUUUCGACGACACUGACUUGAUUGGGGUAACUCUCCCCCACACCGAUCCCCUCGUCAUUGAGUUACGCAUGAACAGAUUCACUAUUGAACGUGUUCUCAUUGAUCAGGGAAGCACUUCGAAAAUAAUGUAUUACAAAAUGUUUGUUAAACUCGGAUUUGUCGCCUGUUGA